UUUAGAGCCAUCAGGAGGAUACUCUUAUCAACGUUUUAAGUGGCGGCAAAAAAUUUAUCGAUAUCAGUGAAAAGGGCAUAGAUUUCAAUUUCCUUGGUUUCUCGGCUGGUAUCGACGUCCUUGCCGAAAGUAAACCAAAAUCAGUCCUGGGGGGAUUGAAAGCCAAAGUUUCGACCCCGUGGGGCUCAACGGCGUCUGCAGGAUUUGAAGGAAACGUAGGGCCGGCUGGUUUGGGUGGAGGGUUGUCAGCUCGUGCUGCUUUAACUCCUGACAUAGCAGCAACGGCAGGCCUAGAAGGAAACAUUAAUACAAAAGGUAUUAAUGGUGGGGUCAAAGCAGGUGCGAAAUCCCCUAUUAGCGGAGAACACAUCGCUCAAUUAAGCGGUGAACAGACAUUUAAACGCAGCGAAUGAAAAUUGGCUGUCGAAAUUUUUUUUUAAAACUUUUCGUUUAAGUCAUAAGUUGUUAUCAAAUUUAAGGAUCAUAUCAGAAGUGUUGUAUAUAUCAAGAAUUAAUGAUAAUCGAUCGGUAAUCGGUCUUAUUGGAAUAAAUCUGUUUCGCUGAGAAUAAUUUGCCCAGUUUUUUCGUAUAUUUUUAAUCAUAAGAUAAUACGUGUUAUAAAAAGACGAUAGCAUAUCGAUAAGUUACAUAAGCACCAGGCCAUACAGUCUUGGCUUGAUUCAAGCUAUAUCUACCUCUUUGCCGGUGUGUUAUUGUACACGUCUAUUGUUCAAAUUCGCCGAUUAGUUGUAGCAAGAUGGGUGAUGUUGUUGUUGUCGGUUCGUGUAUGGUUGACUUUUCAUGCUAUGCCUCACGCUUUCCAAAAGUCGGAGAGACGAUGUGUGGCGAAAAGUUUGUCACUAGUAACGGUGGAAAGGGAGCAAACCAGUGCGUUGCUGCCGCAAGACUAGGUGCUUCGACAGCCUUAAUCGCAUCGCUAGGUGCCGAUAGCUUGGGAAAGGAAUACUUUGAGAAACUAAAGCUAGAGAAUAUAAAUGUAUCGAAGGUGCAUCUGCGCGAAGGCAUACACAGCGGCAUUGCGCAAAUUACUGUAGCUGAUAGCGGCGAAAAUACCAUAAUCAUUGUCCCUGGAGCGAACACACUUCUAAGUCCUGAAGAUGUCGACGAUGCCGAGGAACUGAUCAAAAACGCCAAGGUUUUGCUAUGCCAAUUUGAAGUACCGACAGCACCUACGCUGCAAGCUUUGAAACUAUUCAAAGGCCGUGGUCUAUCUAUUUUGAACGGUGCUCCAGCUAUGCCAAAUCCAGAUCCAGAGUUGUUAAAAUCCUGUGACAUUUUUUGUGUGAAUGAAACAGAGGCUGAGAUUAUGACCGGUGUUCCAGUAACUGGAUUAUACGAGUCACAAAUUGCUGUGAACAAACUUUUACAAAAAGAGUGUAACGCGGUUCUGUUAACACUCGGCGCCCUAGGAGCAGUUUAUGCCUCUCAAAGUAAUCCAAAUGUAAUCCACAUUCCGACGGAGAAAGUCAAAGCUAUCGACACUACUGGAGCUGGUGACGCUUUUCUAGGAUCAUUCGCUUAUUUCGCUGCAUACCAUGCUGGUUUGUCCAUAGAUCAGAUAGCGAAGAGAGCGUGUUUCGUCGCGUCUCAAUCUGUUUUGAGGAUUGGUACUCAAUCGAGUUUUCCAUACAAACAAGAUCUUCCAGCAGAUUUAUUCUCUCGUUACGUUUCGCGAUUUCCUAAAGGAGGUGAGACGAUAUGUGGUAAAAAAUUAUUAACGUGUCACGGGGGAAAAGGAGCAAACCAAUGUAUUUCCGCAGCAAGAUUAGGUGCUUCGACUGGCUUUGUUGCAUCGUUAGGUGAUGAUAGCUUUGGACAGAAAUAUUUGGAGCAAUUGAAGCACGAAAAUGUUGACAUUUCAAAAAUUUAUAUACAAGAAGGGGUAUCCAGUGACGCGUCUCAAAUCACUGUAACAGACAGCGGCGAAAACACUAUUAUUUUCGUACCUGGAGCAAACAGACUUUUAACACCCGAUAAUAUCAACGAUGCAGCAGAUUUGAUAAGAAGCGCCAAAGUCUUGCUGUGUCAAUUCGAAAUACAGCCACCAUUACCAACGUUGCAGGCACUGAAAAUCUUCAAGGGUCAUGGUCUAUCGAUUUUGAACGGAGCACCAGCGAUACAAAAUCCUGAUCCUGAUUUGCUGAAAUUGUGCGAUAUUUUUUGUGUGAAUGAGACGGAGGCUGAAAUAAUGACAGGUAUUUCCGUUACUGGAAUACCUGAAGCACAAACGGCCGUGAACGAGCUUCUAUCUCGAGGAUGUAAUACAGUUAUUCUAACGCUUGGAGUGUUGGGAGCAGUUUUUGCCAGCCAAAGCAACAGAAAUAUAGUCCACGUUCCAACUGAACAAGUUAAAGCUGUUGAUACAACUGGUGCCGGUGAUGCUUUCUUAGGAUCUUUUGCCUAUUUUGCUGCGUACCAUGACAAUUUGUCGCUGGCAGAGAAAGUGAAGAGAGCGUGUUACGUCGCGUCGCAAAGUGUUCAAAGGGUUGGAACCCAGGAAAAUUUCCCCUACAAGACGGAUCUUCCAGCUAAGCUGUUUGCUCGUUAAACCAGCCAUUACAUAAACAGCUGUCUUUGAAACAUGUGAAAUGCUAAAGAAAUAUGAUAAUGACAUACUUGAAUGAAUAAUGUAUACUUUAUGCAAAAUAACGUGACUAAUGAUAAAUUGUUUUUAAUGACAUUAGCGAUAAAGCGAUACAUCUUUAUCAAAAUCGAAUACAUUUAUGUGGAUUCUGUUAAAAACGAGGAAGCAAAAGGUGACAUAAUUUAAAAUAAUUAACCAAACCAUAUUCAGACCUUAGCCGCAAUCAUAGUUUACUACUUCCGUUUCAUUGCAGUUGAUAAAGAACAAAUUUAACGGACCGUAAAAAGUUAAAGGAUAGUAAAACGUAAGAACAUGCCACA
Molecule: messenger RNA, 2925 nt
Organism: Neodiprion virginianus
Lineage: Eukaryota; Metazoa; Arthropoda; Insecta; Hymenoptera; Diprionidae
Product: ribokinase-like
Exons: 14
Coding region: 758-2569 (603 amino acids)
Biological process (GO): D-ribose metabolic process
Molecular function (GO): ribokinase activity
Source: RefSeq, a predicted model, not a curated record